AUGAGUAAGGCUUGCUUCCUCCUUUCUCAAAAAGGAUUGAAUAUAUAUGCUCCUGACAAGACCAUACGGACGCCUCUGCACAAUGCUAUCAUUUCCAACAGACUUGAAUUUAUCAGUACAAUACUCGCUGAGCCCGAUAUUCGAGCUGACGCCCGAGAUAUGUUUGGACGGACCCCUUUCUGGUAUGCAACGCGGGAAGGAGGAAGCCCCGAAAUAGCUAGUGUCCUGCUUGACUAUGGAGUAGAUUAUAACGCUCCAGAUUCUGAGGGGUGUACCCCGUUAGGGUCGGCAGCUGAAUCCGGAAAUACUGCUGUACUACGUCUCUUGCUUGGGAAGGGCGGCAUCCAUGUCAAUGCGAGAACAGACGACGAGAUCCCUCCACUUUGGUUGGCGUGCCGUGCUGGCCAAAGGAGCAGAGAAGGCACGUCACCCAUCCAUGUGUCAAUUAUUCGCAACCAUAUAAAAAUCGUUCGACUCCUCCUUCAGCAACAUGAAAUUGACAUUAAUAUCAAGACUGACCGGGGAAGCACCGCCCUCAUUCUAGCUGCAGUUACUGGAAACUAUGCUCUGGUACGACUUCUACUCGAACAUACUAGAAUUGAGAUCAAUGCUGUCGAUGACCGUCAGCAGACAGCGCGCGCGUGGGCAGCUAGAAAAGGUUAUGCCGAGAUUCUGAAGCUUCUAAACUAG
This is a messenger RNA of Aspergillus bombycis, 690 nucleotides long. RefSeq names its product ankyrin repeat domain-containing protein. The transcript is spliced from 3 exons. Gene Ontology annotation, molecular function: RNA binding; RNA nuclease activity; protein binding. NCBI's taxonomy places the organism in Eukaryota, Fungi, Ascomycota, Eurotiomycetes, Eurotiales, Aspergillaceae. The record is from RefSeq and is a predicted model, not a curated record. Gene Ontology annotation, biological process: RNA processing. Bases 1 to 690 code for a protein of 229 amino acids.